Molecule: messenger RNA, 1437 nt
Organism: Funneliformis geosporum
Lineage: Eukaryota; Fungi; Glomeromycota; Glomeromycetes; Glomerales; Glomeraceae
Source: the annotation of a GenBank genome assembly
AUGGAAAGUCUCUUAGAACAGCAAAGAAAAGCUCACGAAGAAAUUGAACGUUUGGAGCAAGCCAUCGUAGAUCAAUUCAUGAAAGAUCCAAAAUCUGUUGGGUUAGCGAUUUCCUUGACAGGAUUAGUUCCAGAAGUAAAUUCUUAUACGAGUUGUACGACGACACUGACGGGUAAUUACAAAGCGCGAAAGGCUGAAAUCGAUGCUUUAUCUGGUACUUCAGAAUUUAGUGAAUUUUAUGGUAGAUUGAAAUCAAUUAAAGAUUAUCACAGAAGAUAUCCUAAUGAAACUGUUGAACCUUUGGAAUUGGAAUUUAUUAAUCAGUCAAAACAGAAUGGAGAUGAUGAUGAACUCGACAAGUUAUUUUCUGGUGAAGAAGGAAGCGGUCGUUUCUUAGAUUUACAUGCCCUUCAUGAGCGAUAUGUAAACUUAAAAAAUGUUAAAAAAACUGAUUAUUUAACUUAUUUAACUGAAUUUGAUCAUUUCUCGGAAUAUCCAAAAGAACAUAAAUAUGGAGAAUAUCUCAAGUACUUGCAAGAAUUGAAAAGUUACCUGGAAAGUUUCUUCAAAAGAGUUAAACCACUUUCCAACUUGGAUGAUAUAAGAAUUGAUGCCGAGAGGACAUUCAAUGAGAAAUGGGCUCAAGGGAAGUUUCCUGGAUGGGAAAGACAAAUUGGUGCAGAUGAUGGUUCUAUUGAUUUAUUCUGUGUAGCAUGUCGAAAAUCUUAUUCAAAAAAGACUGUAUAUGACGCUCAUUUGAAAAGUAAAAAGCAUAUAAAAUCCGCAAAUUCAAUGAUGGAGAAAGGGAUCACAUCAAUUGACCAUGAAACGCGUGAAAAGUUAAAAUUGGAAGUAGAUGAAGGAAAAGAUAAGCGUGAAAAGGAAAUUGCAUUUACUGAAGCAUUGAUACAAAAAUAUGCCGAAAUUUUAGGUUCCCAACGUGAAGAUACUAAAGCAAACGUGGAAAGAAAAAGAGCUUUAACUGAUCGAGAACGACGGAUGGAAUUAGAGGCAGAAGAAGUGGAUGAUGUAGAAUCCGAAUCAGAAGAUGAAGAUAAAAUUUAUAAUCCACUUAAAUUACCCCUCGGUUGGGAUGGUAAACCAAUUCCAUAUUGGCUUUAUAAAUUACACGGUCUUGGUGUUGAAUACCCGUGUGAAAUAUGUGGUAAUUAUGUUUAUAUGGGAAGAAAGGCGUUUGAUAGACAUUUUCAGGAAUGGAGGCACGCUCAUGGAAUGAGAUGUUUGGGAAUACCCAACACGCGUCAUUUUCACGAAAUUACAUUAAUCGAAGAUGCUUAUGCUUUAUGGGAAAAACUCAAAAGCACAGGUAAAACUGAUGAAUUUAAAGCAGAUACAAUGGAAGAAUUUGAGGAUCUAGAUGGAAAUGUUUUCAAUAAAAAGACUUAUGAUGACUUAAAGAGACAAGGAUUAUUAUAA